Molecule: messenger RNA, 810 nt
Organism: Panicum virgatum (switchgrass)
Lineage: Eukaryota; Viridiplantae; Streptophyta; Magnoliopsida; Poales; Poaceae
Exons: 4
Coding region: 211-531 (106 amino acids)
Source: RefSeq, a predicted model, not a curated record
GAGUGGUACCCCCGCCUGCUACUCCGGCUAGUGCCUGCGCCGCCCUCCACGUUGCUGACGACGCGUCGAUUUUUUGUCCCGUGCUGAGCCGGCCAGCUCCAGCGCCGAGCCAAACACCCCCCCCUUCCGCCGCCCCGGUGGUAGCCUGUCGCUGAUCUGCCGCGUCCUCGACUCACCCGCCUCCGGCCAUCAUCGUGAGACGCUGCACUGAUGGAGUCUUCUGAUUCUCUGCCCUCACACACUGAAGAUGCUCAGCAUGGGUCGCCGCGGGAAGACACUACUAGAAGCACAGGGUCCUUUCGAUGCCAGCGCCUGGUGGCGAUGCCAAUUACCAAUCGACGAGCUGUGGCAACAAGCAUACUUGCAGCAACGUGCCAUGAGGCCCCAAAUAUUUGCUGGCUUCAACCUGAACAGGUCUUGCAGGGUACCUUCUGUCCAGGUGCUGAACGCCAGCCGCCCAGGAUCAUCUUGCGAAACAUCAGAUCAAGCAUAAGUUCUCCUUUUGCACAGUUUUUGCUGCAUUUCAGAUGACGUAUCAGCUAUAAUUGAAGGCCAUAGGAAGCAGGUUGAUUAGCUAACGACGACGCAGAUCAACAGAACCAGAGAACUAAGCUUGAUGUCGGCAGCUGGUCUGGAUCCGUCUAUGACCAACGAAAUGGGUCUUGGCAGGGACAGGGAGGUCCCUCUCUGUAUCUCUCAUUUAUUCUGACAAGGACUGAGGCUGGGGUAAAACUAUUGUAUUCAAAUUGAAAAUAUGCUUACGAAUGAAAUGAACUAGUUGUGGCAAAGUUAUUGUAUUUACAGUGCCAA